Xiphophorus couchianus (Monterrey platyfish) is the source of this 3747-nucleotide messenger RNA. RefSeq names its product low density lipoprotein receptor-related protein 12 (gene lrp12). The record is from RefSeq and is a predicted model, not a curated record. The transcript is spliced from 11 exons. The coding region runs from base 663 to 3257 and encodes 864 amino acids. Lineage: Eukaryota; Metazoa; Chordata; Actinopteri; Cyprinodontiformes; Poeciliidae. Gene Ontology annotation, molecular function: protein binding.
CGGAGCUUCUCUCUCUCUCUCUCUGUUGCUCUUCAGUCUGACUCGAAGCUAACAGCUAACCGGAACAGUAAAGAUGCUAUUGGACCCAUAAACAGAGUAACGGCGGCUCUGCUGGGCUCAGUACCGGCUCUUUGAACUCUUAUCGGGUCAGCUGGCCUAUUGCUGGGUUCGGGUUCUGGUUGCUGUGACGGUGGACGGGCUGGAUGGCCAUGUAGCUCCGUUAGCAUGUUUCGGCUUCUGGGCCACUUUCUCCACCGUUAGGCUCAUUAGCAGCAGUCCGCCUGUUAUCGCUCCUCUAUGGGGGGGAAUAUCUAUUCGUGUUGCAGUUAGAUAGCCGUAUUUCAUCUCAACAUGUGUCGGUGUGUUGAACCAGCGGAGCAUGUUCUCGUUAUGAAUCCUUUAACCAGCUAGUAAGAACCGCAGCGCUGCUAGCUGAAGCUAACGGGCUCGGAUGUCUUUGUUUCCAGCGGCGCAGGUCAGCUGCGGCCGUUAGAGGAGGAUUUUAUGGAGAUUUUAACGCGUUGAGUCUGGGAUCUGGUGUUUUUUAAAAUUAUUAUUAAUGUGGUCGGCUGACAUGCAGCGCUCUCUUCUGUGACCUUGGUAUCAUCGCAUCAGAUCGAUCAGAAAUAAGCCCAACAGCUGGUUCCGACUCCAGGGUUACUAUGGCCCUCAGUUCAGACUGCAGGCAGAGGGUCGUUUACCUGCUGCUCCUGUCAGGAUGCAUUGCUUCUUCUCAGAAGAAUGACAACGUCUACGUGUCUGGAUUUUCUAACGCCUGCGGCGACGUGGCCGAGCUCCUGUGGGCGUCCAGCGGCAUCAUCACCAGCCCCGGCUGGCCCUUCCAGUACCCGGCCAGGCUCAACUGCAGCUGGAACAUCAGGGCCCGACCCGGGGACUCCAUCACCAUCAGUUUCCAAGACUUCGACCUGCAGGGUUCUCACCGCUGCACCUCAGACUGGAUGUCCAUCAGCAGCUACAGGAGCCUGGACGGCCUGCGGGUCUGCGGCUCCUCCCUGCCGCCCCCUUACAUCUCGUCCCAGGAUCACGUCUGGAUCCACUUCCACUCUGACGACGGCCUGGCGGGGAAAGGCUUCCGGCUGUCCUACAUCACCGGUAAACCGGAGGCGUCCAGCUGCGAUGUGGACCAGUUCCACUGCUCUAAUGGGAAGUGCAUCCCGGACUGGUGGCGCUGUAACUCCAUGGAUGAAUGCGGGGAUAACUCGGACGAAGAGCUGUGUGUGGACUCGCCGUUUUCCUUCCAGCCUUGCAACCUGAACCAGUUCCCCUGCUUGUCCCGGUACACCCGGAUCUACACCUGCCUGCCCCACAGCUUGCGCUGCGACGGCAGCAUCGACUGCCAGGAUCUCGGCGAUGAGAUCGACUGCGACGUUCCCACCUGUGGCGAGUGGCUGAGGAACUUCUACGGCUCCUUCAGCUCCCCAAACUACCCCGACUUUUACCCUCCAGGAAGUAACUGCACCUGGCUGAUUGACACUGGUGACCACCGGAAGGUCAUCCUCAGGUUCACCGACUUUAAGCUGGACGGGACCGGGUACGGCGAUUAUGUUAAAGUCUAUGACGGUCUGGAGGAGAACCCUCGCCGCCUCCUCCGGGUGCUGACGGCGUUCGACUCCAGAGCGCCCGUUGCCGUGGUUUCCUCCUCCGGUCAGCUCAGAGUUCACUUCUACGCUGACAAGAUCAACGCCGCCAGAGGCUUCAACGUCACCUACCAGGUGGACGGGUUCUGCCUGCCCUGGGAGGUUCCCUGCGGGGGGAACUGGGGCUGCUACACGGAGCAGCAGCGCUGCGACGGCUACUGGCACUGUCCGAACGGCCGGGACGAGCUGAACUGCUCGUCCUGCCAGGAGGACGAGUUCCCCUGCUCCAGGAACGGAGCCUGCUACCCGCGCUCCGACCGCUGCAACUACCAGAACCGCUGUCCCAACGGGUCGGAUGAAAAAAACUGCUUCUUCUGCCAACCUGGAAACUUCCACUGCAAGAACAACCGCUGCGUGUUCGAGUCGUGGGUGUGCGACGCUCAGGACGACUGCGGCGACGGCAGCGACGAGGAGAGCUGCCCCAUCAUCGUCCCCACCAGAGUCAUCACCGCCGCCGUCAUCGGCAGCCUGAUCUGCGGCCUGCUGCUGGUCAUCGCCCUCGGCUGCACCUGCAAGCUUUACUCGCUGCGCAUGUUUGAGCGCAGGUCGUUUGAGACGCAGCUGUCCAGGGUGGAGGCGGAGCUGCUGAGGAGGGAGGCUCCGCCCUCCUACGGCCAGCUGAUCGCUCAGGGCCUGAUCCCCCCGGUGGAGGAUUUCCCUGUCUGUUCUGGCAACCAGGCGUCGGUUCUGGAAAACCUCCGCCAGGCUGUGCGCUCUCAGCUCGGCUUCACCUCCAUCAGACUUCCCUCCGCUGGCCGCCAUCGUAACCUGUGGCGCAGACUCUUCACCUUCUCUCGAUCUCGCCGCUCUGGUUCUCUGGCUCUUGUUUCUGCUGACCUGGAGGACAGCUCCGGCACUGGGAGCACUGGGAGCUCCGGCUCGGACCUGCUGUCUCCCGACUCCGACGACACCGACACAGAGGGGGAGAGAGGGCGAGGGGUCGGCGCUGUGGGCGGGCCAGUCGCCCCGCUGCCUAACAAAACCCCACCUCCUUCCGCCGUGGAGGCCGUCGGGUCGGUGGCGGCGUCUGUGGCCUCAACGCCGAGCCGAGGCCGCGAUCGGCCCAGAGAAACCCCACCCCCGUCCAGCCCGGUUACCGUGGUAACGACCAGCUCUGAUCCUGACGUUUCUGAGCCCCAGCCUCCUUCGUCCACCGCCCUGCAGCGCCUGGCCCAGAACCUGCACCGCCUCGCCAGGAAUCUGACCAGAACUAACCAGAACCAGCAGAACCAACCGUGGACCAAUCAAAGCCCACUGCGCCAGCUGGAGACGGGAAGAAACGACCCUGAGGCUGCUGAGCGACGGGGAAGCAGAGAGGAAGAGGAAGACGUUGAGCUCCUCAUCCCUGUCUCUGACUCGGACUCUUCAUCUUCCUCCUCUUCAUCGCUUAGCGACAUACGACAGCCUCUGCUGGAGCCACACCCGUCCUGCGCCGCCGGCCCGGUCCACCAUCACCACCGUGGCGCGAGCGGCCGUGGGGGACGGGACGGCACCUGUGAACACUGCGGGAUGGUCCACACCGCUCAGAUCCCCGACGCCUGCCUCGAGGCCACGGGCAAGACGGAGAGCAGCGACGACGAGCUGCUGCUGCUCUGCUAGCAGGCUAGCCUGCCAGCUAACAUGCUAACUGUCCAGCGUUUCCUCAUUCAUUGGCUACCAUGCUCACUGAUUGGCUAACAAGACAACAUGCCAACUUCCAAGUAACAUUACUAACACAUCUCUUAAAUUUACUCUUCUGCUAGCUAACACGCUAACUUCAGGGCUGCCAUUCUUUUACUCUGAAGCUGCAUCAUGCUAACUCGCUAAACUUGCUAACCCAGAAUAACAAAUUAACUCUUCAUUUCUAACAAGCUAGCUAAUGCUAUGAAUGCCACCCAGACGUUUCACUUCAAAUAGCUAACUAUCUAGCUAACAAUGCUAACACAUCACACUGUGCUAAAGCUACUAAUUAAUUUCUUUUUCAGUUUGUUAGCAUGCUAGCUGGAUUAAAGGUUAAAGAUAAAUGUACCAAACAGACACUUGGGUGUGAUGUCACUGGUUCCUAUUGGUACGAACAAAAAAACAAAAAGUUUUUUGGUUCCUCUGCGGU